This is a messenger RNA of Phyllostomus hastatus (greater spear-nosed bat), 3820 nucleotides long. RefSeq names its product COMM domain containing 8 (gene COMMD8). NCBI's taxonomy places the organism in Eukaryota, Metazoa, Chordata, Mammalia, Chiroptera, Phyllostomidae. The record is from RefSeq and is a predicted model, not a curated record. The coding region runs from base 75 to 626 and encodes 183 amino acids. The transcript has 5 exons.
CGCCCCUCCGAGUCACGUGGGGGAGGAGCGACCCCCACCGGGCCUCUGGACCCAGGUCCCAAAUUCGCUCCGGGAUGGAGCCGGAAGAGGGGACCCCUCUGCGGCGGCUGCAGAAGCUUCCAGCCGAGCAGGCCCCACGGCUUCUUCACAAAAUAGUUGAUGGCAUUUGUGGCCGAAUUUAUCCUCUCUACCAGGAUUAUCAGAGUGUGUGGGAUUCUACAGAAUGGAUGCAUGUUCUAGAAGAUAUUACCAAAUUUUUCAAAGCUGUAGUUGGUAAAAAUUUAUCUGAUGAAGAGAUAUCUCAGCAAUUGAAUGAGUUGAACUCAUUUCAUCAAGAAGCUGUGAUGAAAUGCUUAAAAAGUAGAAAAGGUGAAAUUAAACAGGCUUUGUUAGGAGAAAUAGUUGAUAUUUCCUCUGCACAGCUACAGGAUUUUGAUUGGCAGUUAAAGCUUGCACUUUCCAGUGACAAGAUUGCUACAUUACAGAUGCCACUUUUAAACCUUCAUCUUGACGUAAAAGAAAAUGGUGAAGUCAAACCCUAUUCUAUUGAAAUGAGUAAAGAAGAGCUGCAAAAUCUAAUAAAUUCCUUGGAAGCAGCUAAUAAGGUCAUCCUGCAGUUGAAAUAACUGGAAAUGGUGAAUACCAACAUUAUCAGAUUACACUGCUACAACUGAUAUCAGAGUGAAUACUGUGUGUUCAGAAAACCUGCAAUAUACUAUACGCCAGGCUGAGAGAGCAGCCAUAUUGAGAUUACAAAGAUUAAAAUUUAUCAACUUUCCUGAAGAACAGGAAAUUACAUGGUUGACAGGAAAUGCAUAAAAAAUGAAAGAUAAAAAACUAUAAUAGCAGUUUAUAUUUUCAUAAUGACUCUUAUGCUUUGCUUACUAAAUAUUUGAGAGAUCUUUAUAGGUAUAAAGUUUUACUGAAAACUAAAAAUAGGCUCUAAAGUAAUAUAAAUAUACAAAACACAAAUAAACUUGAAUCUUGCUUAAAGAAGUAUGUGAAUAUCAAGGAUAUGUAUUAUGGAUAUAAAUAACUAAUUUGUGAUACCUAAAAAAAUAACUUUUAAGGUAUAUAUAAGCUGCAUGUGUAACUCAGGAGAUUCCAUAUCUUACUGGUAUUUCAAAGGAAAGAUUAUAAAAUGUAAAAAUUCUUAGAGAAAAGCUCUUCAGACAUGAAUAAGAAAGAAUAAGUCUGUGAACAAUUUUGAGUUUAUGAAUUCUAGAAACAAAUCUUAUACUAAACCAUAGGAAAAGUGUAAUAACACUGCUACUUUUUAUUUCUGAUUGGGAGAAUAUGAGCUUAUAGAAAGAGUAUAUGUCAUUGUAUAAUGUAUAUAUUACUAUUAAAAUGUCAGUUAAGAUUAUAUAUAUAUUUCAAUUUUUGUUAUAAACUCUUAAUGUUGAAUUUAAGUUUUGGAUGUUUAUUGGCAAACAUCAUUUUUAAUUUCAGUCAAGUUUAGAGAUAAGCAUUCUGAACAAAUAAAAAGUACACUUUUAUUAUAUUGCUUUAUUUCAAAUAACUGUCUACCUAACUCAAUGAUAUGUAAUUAAUUGGUACCUGCUGUUUGCAAACUUUGUAGCUUAUUAGAGCAUCAGACCAUUAUAUGAAGUGUCUAGAGCAGCUAUUACUAUUCUCAUACAGAGGAGGACGGGCUUAGAGAGGUUAAAAUAUAUCCAAGUGUGAUCUAGAUGGUGCUCUCAAAAUGUGCCUGUAGACUGAUGCCAGCCCAGGGACUUCAUUAUAGGUCAAACAGAUGAGGAGCUGGUGCUGGAUAUUCAUCAAUAUGCGGCUUUCUUCACUGAGCAAUUAUGGUUAUGGAAAAAAAUACUGGCUGAACUAAAUAGUGUGCUUAGGGGGGUAGUUGAUUUUUCUUCUUGUGCAAGUUCCUUAUGUCAUUAUGGACCAGUAACAGCACUGAGUAAUGCCGACGUGGGGCCGUUCUGAAUUUCAGCCCUCCACACAGUACUUCUUCUGAGAAGGAAAAAGUCUUGUUCUUUCUUAGUCCCCUCUCACUGUAUUAGCAUAUUUAAACACUUUAUUGAAAUCUGACUGAUGUACUAUAAACUGUACAUAUUUAAAGUUUACAAUCUGAUAAAUUUUGAUAUACCCAUAUGUAAACCCAGGAAAGCAAUACCUCAAUCAAGGUGGGGAGCAUAUCAGUCACCCUGACAGUGUCUUUUUAUUCCUUUGUAAUCUCCACUCCUGUGCCCACCCCCUCGGCCCCAGAUCUGCUUCCUGCCACAAAACAUAAUGACUUGUCCACAUUUUUAAGAGUUAUUAAAUGGGAUCUCUUUUUCUUUUUUGUAAUUUGACUCCUUUCAGCAUUAUUUUGAAUUCCUGUUGUUACACAUAACAAUAGUUCAAUCCCUGGCAUUGUUGAGAAGUUUUCUGUUGUAGAAUUCUAUCAUGGUUUGUUUAUCCACCUAUUAAUAGAUAUUUGGGUUUUUUAAAUUUUUGGCUCAUACAGUACACUGAAUGCUGCACACUUGUGUCUGUCUUUAUAUGGACAUACGCUUUCCUACGAAUAAUAGUGAGGAGCAAAAUGGCUGGAUGAUAUGGUAGGUUUAUGUAAUCUGUUCAAGAAGAUGCCAUACUUUUCCAAAGUGAUUUUACCAUUGUACGUUCCAUUCCACAGUCUGUGGGAGUUCCACCUCCACUUCCCUGUCAGCACUUAGUGUAGUCAGUCUUCUUCAUUUCAGCUGUUCUAACAGGUGCGUGUGUCGUGGUAUCCCCUUGUGGCUUUAACAAGGACUAACGACACUGAGCAUCUUUUCAGGUGCUCCCUGCCAUCUGUGUGUCUUCGGCGAAGUGUUUGUUUUGGUCUGUUGUCUAUUUUUAAAUUAGAUUGUUUUCUUACUGAGUUUUGGACAUUCUUUAUAUGACCUGGAUACAGUCAUUGUCAUAUAUUUGUCUUGUAUUUUUUUUUCCAAUCUGUAGUUUGUCUUUUUCUGUAAAUAGACUUUAUUUUUUUAGAGCAGUUUUAGGUUUACAAAAAUAUUGAGUGCAUGGUACAGUGAGAUCCUGUGUACUACAUGUGCAGUUUCCCAGAUUACUAAUGUCUUAUAUUAGUGUGGUACAUGUGUUAUAAUUAAUGACUUACUAUCAAUACAUUAUUUUCAACUAAUUUUCACAGUUUAUUCAGACUUCCUAAGUUUUUACCUAUGUCAUUUUUCUGUUCCAGAAUUCCAUAUCAUAUUUAGUUGUCAGGUCUCCUUAUGCUUCCUUUGCUGUGAUAGUUUCCCAGGCUUUCCUUGUUUUUAAUGACCUUGACGGUUUUGGGGAGUGUGGGUGAGAUCUUUUUUAAGAUGUUCCUCUGUUGGAAUAUAAUGUUUUCCUCAUGUUCAGAUUGGGGUCAUGGGUUUUGGGUAGGAAGACCACAGAGGUGAACGGCCAGUUACAUUACAUCAUGUCAAGGGUCCCUACUGUUAACGGGAUUUAUGAUGAUGUUGACUUUAAUGACUUGGUGGAGGUAGUGUUUGAUAGGUGUUUUUCACUGUAAAGUUACUCUCUUACUUCUCCUUUUUCUAUAGUGUACUCUUUGGAAGGAGGUCAUUCUGUGUAGCCAGUCCAAGUGGUCUGAUUUUCUGUCCAGUCUGAGAAUCAGCUAUUUCUCCAAGAUACCCUGGUUCAUUUUACUAAAGAAUGGUAUUAGAUAUCAAGCUAGGUGUGUUCACUGCUAUUGGGGCAUUGUUUUUCUAAGGCCCUGUCAGCUGACAGAAUCAAAAUUGUGUAUGUGUAAACUACCCUGUGUGCAUACACAUAUCUAUAAAUACUUGUUUAUAUAACCAUCUAUAUAUUAAACUACACAUGAGUUCAU